AUGCCGCAAGUUGCAAAACUGGGCGUGGCUUCAUGGAAACCGUAUCUAGAAAAUUUCGGCGAAAAAACGAAAUUGUUGUAUAAUUCUGAAAAUUUCUGGGUUUUUUUAUUCCAAUUUUCAAGUGAAAGUUCGAGCUUAAAAAAUCAAUCAAUUCGCUCUCAAAAUUCCCAAAAUUCCAGCCUCUCUCAAAACUUGUCAAACUGGCUGGAAUUCUGAAAAAAGGUGUUCUGAGUUUUGUGGUCUUCGAAAUUUCCGCCGCCGCCAUCGGAUUCGCCGCCUUUCGAACACUGCGAAGAUCUGAAGAAAAACGAAAAUAUUUGUAUUUGAAUUGGCCGAAUUGUGCUGCUUCGUAUUAUUGGUUGGAGGAUUCGAUAUCGUUUGGACAACUUACUGUAAGUGAAAAAUUUGGGAAAUUUCGAGACCAAAUUUCAUAGGAAUCCGUGGAUUUUGAGAUAAUUUUCAACUGAAACUCAGGAUUUUGAUCUUCAAAUCUUAAUUCAGCACUAAAAAAACCCGAGUUUCAAUUUAAGCUUGAUAUCCUAAUUUCCAGGGAACCCGACUUCGACUAAACGAUCAACGUCGUUGGGCACAAAUCGACACCGAAAACAACAUCGAAUCAGAUUAA
This is a messenger RNA of Caenorhabditis angaria, 625 nucleotides long. The record is from the annotation of a GenBank genome assembly. Lineage: Eukaryota; Metazoa; Nematoda; Chromadorea; Rhabditida; Rhabditidae.